AACAUGCGUGGAAUGUAGUGAGUUUUGUGUUUUUAAUAAACAUUUUGGUUAUUUCUGCUAAUUGCAAACAAAAUCAUUGCUGAUAUGUCAAGAUUUAUACAUACAAAAGGUUAAAUUUUUUAAUCAUUGUUAUCGUUAUCAAAAUAAUUUCAUCACAGUGUUAAAAAUAGUGGUAUUUUAUUUUUAGUAGGUAUGAAGUUCGACAUCUAAACAUUCAAUUUUAAUUCAUUUGAAAACUGAUUCUAAAAUGAUACCUUCUCCAACAAAACCAUGGGAGGGUCUAAACAGCUCAGCUGGAGCAUCCAUUUUACCAAGAAUUGAAACAGUUGCACCAGCUCCAUCAAUUCAACCAACCCAAAACAUUGCACAACAACCAUCACUUCCACCACCGUUAAAUCCACGACUUGCAGCAAAUAUUUCUUCGGGAAAUUUUGGACAACCUACUACCACCUAUGGCAGCUAUGGAAGCAGUAUGCCCUAUAAUUCAUACGGAACGUCAUAUGGAUCCUAUGGUGGGGGAUAUGGUAGCUAUGGGGGUGGCUAUGGAGGAUACGGAGGAGGUGGUUAUGGAAGUUAUGGUGGAUAUGGAAGUUAUGGUGGAAUGAACAGUUUCGGUUACGGUGGUGGACUUAAUUCACAGUAUAAUUCAUAUAAUCAACCUGAAAAUCGGUUCAUUCAACUGGCGGAAGAGAGUACACGACCUACUUUUCAAAGCAUCGAAUCAAUUGUUCGAACAUUCAGCUCAAUGGCUAUGAUGUUAGAUCAGACAUUCUUUGCAAUGACUUCAUCAUUCCGUGCUGUUUUAUCCGUGGCAGAUAGUUUUGCUCGACUGCGUUCAAUGAUGCAAUAUAUGUGGUCUUCAUUUGCUCUAUUUAAGGCGAUUAAUUGGUUGUUUAGAAAAUUAAUGACUUUGUUGCGAAUAUACGAUGCUAAGAAAUUAGAAGAAACCAAUUUAAAUCAAGCGUUUAAAAAUGCUAUUACCACACCAGAAGAGGUAGCUAAUUCACCAUCAAAAUGGCCAUUAGCCGUAUUUUUAGGAGUUAUUAUUUCCGCACCAUAUAUCAUUUCUAAAAUGAUUGGAUCUUCAUUAAAUACUACCCCAACAAAUGAAGAUGCAAAUAUUCUUUUUAGAAAAGUUAAAUCAACGUAUGGUUACACUGCACGACAAGCACAUGAAUUAAGUUUUGCACCAGGUGAAAUGUUAUCAAUUUAUCCAGAUGAUAUACAACAGAAGAAUGGUUUAGUUCGAUCUGGAUGGGUUCUAGCGAAAAAUUCACAAGGAAAACGAGGUGUUGUACCAAUUAAUUAUUUCUUACAAAAAUCCGUAUCAAAUUCAACAGGAAAUAAUGUACCUGCUUCUACUCAGCAAGAAAAUGUUAAUUAAUUUUUAAUUAGAUAAAUUUAAUUAUUUUUAA
Chrysoperla carnea is the source of this 1415-nucleotide messenger RNA. It is a transcript of the gene Pex13, whose product is annotated as peroxisomal membrane protein PEX13. Gene Ontology annotation, cellular component: peroxisomal importomer complex; peroxisome; peroxisomal membrane. Gene Ontology annotation, biological process: protein import into peroxisome matrix, docking. NCBI's taxonomy places the organism in Eukaryota, Metazoa, Arthropoda, Insecta, Neuroptera, Chrysopidae. The record is from RefSeq and is a predicted model, not a curated record. The transcript has 3 exons. Gene Ontology annotation, molecular function: protein binding. The coding region runs from base 248 to 1384 and encodes 378 amino acids.